This is a messenger RNA of Motacilla alba alba, 3827 nucleotides long. It is a transcript of the gene CEP43, whose product is annotated as centrosomal protein 43. Gene Ontology annotation, molecular function: protein binding. Gene Ontology annotation, cellular component: centrosome. Gene Ontology annotation, biological process: microtubule anchoring. Lineage: Eukaryota; Metazoa; Chordata; Aves; Passeriformes; Motacillidae. The transcript has 13 exons. The record is from RefSeq and is a predicted model, not a curated record. The coding region runs from base 238 to 1425 and encodes 395 amino acids.
CCGCCGCCGCCCGCGCUGCCCGUUCGCCGCCGCAGUUUCCAGGCUCAGCGGGCGGGAAAAGCGCCGGGUGGCCGCGGCCUCUGUGCGUCCCCUCUCGGGGCGGUGCCGAGGGCGGCCACUGGCCCGGUCCGCUCCGUUGCCUCGGGUCCGCCCGAGGCUUGUGCUUUCGGCGGCGGCGAAUCUGCCGGGCCGGUCCCGCCGCUAGCGCGGUUUGGGCGGUUGUCAGGGAGAAGCAAGAUGGCGGCCGCGGCGACGGAGGAGGACACGGAGCUGCGGGACCUGCUGGUGCAGACGCUGGAGAGCAGUGGCGUGCUCAAUAAGAUUAAGGCAGAGUUACGAGCAGCUGUGUUUUUGGCAUUAGAAGAACAAGAGAAAGUAGAGAACAAAGCACCUCUGGUAAAUGAAAGCUUGAAAAGUUUUUUAGGUACAAAGGAUGGUCGCUUGGUAGCAGGUCUUGUUGCAGAAUUUCUACGUUUUUUCAAUCUUGAUUUUACUUUAGCUGUUUUUCAGCCUGAAUCAAGCACACUAAAUGGCCUUGAUGGUCGAGAAAACUUAGCUCGCGAUUUGGGAAUUAUGGAAGCAGAGGGUACUGUGGGUGGCCCCCUGUUGUUGGAGGUUGUUAGGAAGUGUCAGCAGAAAAAGACUUCAGGUGGUGGAGAAGUGGCUCCAGUUCUAAGUGACAGCCAGUGCCCCACAUCAAAAUCAUCUGAUGGACAGUCAAGUGCACACUCUAUACCAAAUAAGGCUGCUGAAAACACCCAGAGUGAUAUAAGUGUCUCAUCAGGGGAAGCAAGCAAAAGAAGUAUUCAUUUUCUGCCUAAUGAAACAAAACUAGAUCCUCAACUAGAAAACAAAGACUUGAAUACCAAAGAAAAAAGUGAUCCAGUUGUGGAUGAAGAUGAUAUAGAGGGAGAUUCUUUCUUUGAUGACCCUGUACCCAAACCAGAAAGAACUUACAGCUGGCCCCUAGACAUAAAUAGUGAUGCUGACAAAGGUGCUCUGUCUGUGGGAGAAGACAGGCGGAAGUCUUUGCAUGGGAAAACUGAAGCUAAUAAAGCAGGAGGUCUAGCAUCCCUUUCUGAUGCACCGGCUCUAAAAAGUGGGUUAAGCUCCCUGACUGGUGCACCUUUGCUUAAGGAGUCUGAUAAUUUGGAUAGAAACUCUGUUUUAAAAGACCUGCGGUUGGUGAAUGCAAAGCUGGGAUCACUAGAAUUGGGAAGUGGAGAUGAUGAUGAAUAUGCUGAUGACUUCAACAGUACGAGUCAUCGCUCAGAAAAAAGUGACAUCAGUAUUGGUGAAGAAAUAGAUGAAAUUUCUGUGGGAACAGAAGAGUCAAAUGCCAGUGAUAAACUCGAAAGCAUCACACAAGACCUUACCAUUUCUCAGUUAAGCGACGUUGCAGAUUAUCUAGAAGACGUGGCAUAGAAUUGGACAGCAAAAAUCUUUCAUUGUGCUGGACUAGAAGACUGCUGUGGACUAUUAAUUUCAGACAAUCACCUUUUGCUGGAAUGUCCACUCCCUAUUUGUGCCUUGUGUUUCAAAAAUACUGUAGGUGAAGAAGGUUUUUAAAUAUUCUGAACAAGAACUGAAUGAAGUAGUGUAUUCCCAUUUGAGUCUGAUAUCAGAAUUACUUUCUUCAUUUGAUUCAGCCAAACCUUUCACAGAAGGAGGUGGAUUUUCCAAGCAGAAUGUCCAUUGCUGGCAGUGGACAUAAUAAAAACCAAUUGGUAAGAGAACAUCAAGAAAGAGGCAUGAGGCUUUAUAGUGAACUUGCACUGUUAUUUUAACAGUCAGAUUUUUUUUUAAAGAUAACCAAAGCAAGAACCUUCAAAGGUAGUGGUUCAACUCACACUUCUUUUAACACAACCUUGUCAAGUCAGCAUGUAGUCCAUAUUUAUGGUAACUCUAGCCACAAUACCUAAUUACUCCGGACUUACUUGAAAUUGCUCUUUGACAGACUCCUCGGAAAGUUUGAUUUUACCUUUUCUAAAGGCAAAUUAAAUUAAGAGUAUCUAAACUUUUAAACCUAAAUUUAGCUAUAUUUAGGAGCUAAAUUUAGCACUAGUCUAAACCCAGAAUAUUCUUGUUUAAAUAUGUUUGUCAGACCAUUGAUGUUAAGACCUAAGCUGUUUUUAUAAAUGAUAACUUCAUCAAUGUUAUCUGUUGUUAAAUCACAAAAAGUAAUUUUAUAAGGAUUCACAAAUCAGUAACUAAAUCUUAUGGGGUAAGUUUUUAACAGUGUGUGAUACUUAGUGGAGUUUUUAUUUUUGAGGGUUCUUCAUGUGCUGUAAGAUCACUUUCAUUCUUGAAAAUAUUUUAAUUAAAAAUGAGCGUCAAAAAGUGAAACUACUAAACUUCUGCUUUUCAGAUUCUGACUCCUGUACAAAAUUCAAUGCAAAUAUUUAAAAAUACCAUACUGGAGACAUUAUGGACACUAAGUUCUAGCUAAGAGCAAAUUCUUGUAUCAUCUUUCAUGAUGCUCUUGCUGAACAGGGUCAGUCAUGGCAAGGUUGACAGUUCUUCAAUGAUACUGUUGCAAGUGGCACUGCUAUAAUGUGUAGGUCAUGGACAUUUGUAAUAUUGAAACAAGACUGCAAAAUGUGCACUUUCUGAACAUUGUGAACACAUCUGGAAAAUAGACAUGUAAGUGAAUAUAAAUAAUUUUAUUUUUAACUUAGUUUUCUUUUUUUUGAAUAUUUGUAAUUUUCUUUUUAAGGAACACUGUUGCCCUGUCAUCAGUAGUCACCACAGUGGAAGUAGCAUGCUAAACUAAAGCCAUUGGUUAAGCAUAUAAAGCUGCUGCUAGCACUAGAAGCUGACUUAAAUGGGUUUUUUUGCACUGGGCCAGCAGGCCUGGAGCAGUGCUGGGAAGUUAGGCUUGUACAUUACAUAAAUGAUUUGAGAGGAGACAGCAAAAGAGUGUGCCUUUUAUUUAUGUGCACCCCAUAAAUAGCCAGCAAAAAAGCAUCAGAGUAUUUAGUCAUGGUGUUGACUUUUAACUUUGUGCCAUAUUGUAGCAGCUGAACACAGAGGAGAAUUUUUUUCACCCCAGAAAGUCAAUGUGCCAUAACUUCAAAUAGGAACAAUGCUGUAACAAAUUAUAUAGCCUGUGUAAAAAAUUCAUUUAAGGUUAGGGGAACCUGUGCCUCAAGAUAAUGUCUAUGGAAAAGUUUGGAUUAGACUUUUUUCCUUUCUUUUUUCUUAAGAGUAUCAGCAUGUCUGAAGGAAAUAAAAUUUCACAUGAACAGUUACUUUUGGCAUUCAUUUUUAAGGUGUAUGGAAUAAUGCAGAGGCGGUGUUGUUUGCUUUCUUACAUGCCUUGGGAAAACAUGAUGUUCCAUUACCUGUUAGCUGUAGGUUAUGUGGCAAUUUAUCAUACCAAAAGAAACCAAAACUUUAUUAAAAUACUUCUAAUUGCAUUUGAAGAUGUGGCCUUUUCAUUAACUAAUUAGAUAUUUUAAGUGUUAACAUGACUUGUGUUAACAGCCAAGUAUUGUUCUCUUACCUUGGGAGUUAAUUGGAGACCUUGCACUUGGCUCUAAUUGAAGGAAAAACCAAAAAGUGGUACGUCUCCAUGCUGUUCCUCCUGUGAACUUUUACUGAAUUGUGUAUAAUAAUUCACAUUGUAAAAUAAAGCUAUUGUGCUGGCUAAAUCGUGUUUUGAGACUUGUUGAACCAGAAAUCUUAACAUUUAGAUAAAUCAAGGAAGCUCUAUGGGAUUUGAGGGGCUUUUAUGAAAAAUGCUUUUUUUUAUAGUCCAGUCUGCAGUUCAGAAUUCUUUUAAAACCCAAAGGAUCUUGCAAUUCCUGAUGAUGAUGAUGAACGGG